This is a messenger RNA of Aureococcus anophagefferens, 429 nucleotides long. RefSeq lists its product as hypothetical. The transcript has a single exon. Gene Ontology annotation, cellular component: nucleus. The record is from RefSeq and is a predicted model, not a curated record. Lineage: Eukaryota; Pelagophyceae; Pelagomonadales; Pelagomonadaceae. Gene Ontology annotation, biological process: maturation of SSU-rRNA from tricistronic rRNA transcript (SSU-rRNA, 5.8S rRNA, LSU-rRNA). The annotation marks the transcript as partial.
UCCCAGGUCGCGGCGACGACGCCCGACGCCGGCGCGGUCUACGAGCAGGCCGUGCGCGCCGUCAUGGCGCGCUGGACGCUGCUGCGCCUCGCCGUGGACCAGGGCUGGUGCGACGGCGACGGCGCCGCCGCGGCCAACGGCCUCGUCGACGACCUCGUGGCCCUCGUGAGCCCGUCGGCGCGCAAGGCGCCCCACGUCGAGGACGUCGAGGACCUGCUCUUCGACGGCAUCGAGAGCAAGUUCAACUCCCAGGCCGAGGACGGCUCCGUCGAGGAGAUCGCCAAGCUCGUGAUCUCGCUUCGCAACGAGUGCGCGGCGGGCGAGCUCGGCAACGCGCUCGCGGCGAUCGCCCGGGCGACGCAGGCGCCGGCCCUGGCCCAGUGCGUGAGCCAGGGCGAGCCCGAGGAGAACGUCGACUCCGACGACGAC